Aedes albopictus (Asian tiger mosquito) is the source of this 1397-nucleotide messenger RNA. Its product is annotated as lysM and putative peptidoglycan-binding domain-containing protein 3. The record is from RefSeq and is a predicted model, not a curated record. Bases 281 to 1099 code for a protein of 272 amino acids. The transcript is spliced from 3 exons. Lineage: Eukaryota; Metazoa; Arthropoda; Insecta; Diptera; Culicidae.
UGCCUGCACCCUCCUUGCGUACGUUCAACAAUUUUCAACAUUUUUCUUUCUGGGUGUUCGUGUUUCCGUGAACGUGACUCCUCGAGUACUAAAACUGCAUGUUUGUCGCUGACGUUUGUCUUUGUUGUCAAAAUGCAAAACAGAAAAAGUAAAAGCAGCAGUCCUAAACAGAGUUUCUCGUAUUAAUUUUUCUUUAAAUUUUAUCAAAAUUACAGCAAUAAUUUGUAGAUUUUAAUAUUCAUAGAACAACCCAUGUGAAUAGUGCAAAUCUUCAGACACCAUGAAACGUCAAAGGGUCAAAAAUGCAUCCCAUCGUGUUUACGUGGAUCAUGAGCUCGAUUCGCUAGAUCCGGGAAUGGUUUUGAAUGAAACCAAGCCGAGCUUGCUAGAAAGAUGGAUGGAAGCACAGGUGCUACCGGGAGAUACCCUCCAAGCCAUCGCUCUUCGAUUCAAUUGCACGAUAGCGGAACUAAAAAAAAUCAACAAAAUAGACAAAGACAAUGAAAUAUUUGCUCGAAGGAUAAUCAGAGUGCCAAUCACACCUCACUCAAUUUUACUAGAAACGCUGCCGAAGGUGCAUAGUAGUGGCAAUAGCAGUCCAAAGAAUGUUCCAAGUUUACUGCAAAAUACCACGUCCGUUUUAGAAAAACAAACGAAUUUGGACGAGAAGUUGAUAGUGGCUGCAGUUAGCAGUGCUUCUUACAAAGAUAGUAAAGAAAGUCACGUCGUUCUGAACGCCAGAAACGAGAAUGAUCACACCAGCGUCGACGAUCCCCUGAAGGGGUCAAGUAGAGCUUACGCUGAUAGUGAUCCCAAGCAGCCUUUACUCAGUGGGGAGUAUGAUGAAAGUUUGCCACAACCGCGGCCGGUUCGAUUGCCAGCCAGCGAUUUUUCCUGCAACGGAUCAGACUGUGAUAUUUCCUGGAUUUGUCUUCUGGUGUGCAUUCUGGCGCUUUGUUUCGCCAUCCCUCUGAUAUACGUGGUCUACGUGGCGGAACAUCCAGAAAAGUUUCACCACAGCUACGACACGGAUCACAGAACGGUGGACAUUCGAAAGGCUAGUAUUCUCAAUGGAAGUAAUAUAAGUUUUACCAUGUAGGAAUAAUCAACCGUUUUUUUGCGUUUAUCCAAGCUGAUAAAGUUUCAGUACACAGAGUCAAACACUGAAACAAGCCAAAGAACAAACAUUUGUUGGAAGUUUGUUUUUCAUGUAGUUUGUUCCUGGUAAAUUAUUUGAUCCUGUGUACUGCCCCCACUCGCAUAACUGUCCCAUUGGACUUUUCAUCACUUUUGAGUUAACGUUAUGAAUAGUCAUCAUUAUCGAUAUACUUCCAAAAACAAUAAUAAAAAUUAUGAAUUUUUAUGUCAAUUUGUGAAAAAAAUACCAAGUCAUGAGC